AUGGAGCAAGAAGCACAAUCUUUCGAGCACGCUCUCGAGUACUUCGCCGCAGCGUUAGCGCUGGACGCCACAGACGUCGUGGUUUGGUAUCAAAUGGCUACAGCUGCCUUGGAGACAGGUAAGCUGUGGCUCGCGCGGAGGACUUUGGAGGAGGGACUGAAGGUGGAUGCCACAUACUGGCCUCUAGUCGAGACAUUGGCUCAAGUUUUGAGCCAAAUUGGAGACGAGGAAGAGUACCAGAGAGUGGCGCAGUAUCUGCGUAAGAACGACCCUCACUGUGCUACGUUGAAGGCGCUAGACGGUCCGAAGAAGAGAGCGAGGCCUCCCACGACAAGAGAUUUAAAGCUACUUAAGAAAGCGAAGAUAAAAUUGCAACAUUUAAAGGAAAUUGCAGACGAUGGCGUGACGAAGAGGAGACUACUACUACAAGCGAUGAAUGACGAGUUGAGGAGUAGGAUGCAGCUUAGGAGCUACGAGCUGCAACAACCGUCAUGGACUGCGUUAGGGAAACUACUAUUGGAAGUGUUCGAGGAGAUUAACAGUAGUGAGCACGCAGAUGUCAUGCGGACGGCGGUGGAGAUAAAGGUGGCGUUCGAUGCGCAGGAAGUGGAGAGGGCUGUGGAGAUGGAGAGGGAAGAGAAGGACGAGACAGUAGAGAAGGACGAUACAGACAAACACCCGACGCAACGUAAUUCUCCUCCCGUAAAGCGUGCGAAACAUAAAGAGACAGCGAGAGUCUCUGCAGCGUUGGAGAGCGCUCUGUCGACAGGGAUCUCUGAUAACGACACACAAGAUAGCAGUACUUACUUAAGUGAACUAUUGGCGCUACAGCCCAGAAGAAAGUCACGUCGUAAUGAGGAACGAUUGCGGGAAGAACAUGCUGCGGCAGUGAAGAAAGCUCGCGAACAGGAUCUGGCUUAUCAGCUCGGAGGCUUCCUCCCUGACUCUAUGGACAAGGAAGACAGGGACUCUACCCCGGAGGCAGUCGCGAUCGACUGGCUGGCACCUCUGAACGUUGAGCUCGUUGAUACCGAGUUCAUUAUCUCGGACGCCAGCAAGGAAACCCUGUUAAAGACGGCGUCGUUCGUGCUAUCGUCUACAGCAGGAUAUGCGAGUAGUACGGACCUGCAGUCUUCACAGACGUCGCCACGAGAGCUGGCGACACCGACAGUAACGGCACGUGUCGAGUGUGUGACUGGGAGAAGGAUUUCGUCUUUUAUCAGCGACUACGACGCCCAGACAGUGUCACCUCGUGGCGUUUUGCACUGGAUACGGCACUAUCUCAACCACUGCGGUACGUGGUCCCACUUGAAGCUUGAUAGUGACGAAGAGCUGAACCAAGUGUGUACGUGGCUGGAAAAGGCUCUGAACGGAGAGCUAGAUGUCGCUAAAGCGACAACCUCGACGCCGUCCUCUGUAAUUACCGUUGCCGAUCACUCUCUUAGCCAAAACAGUCGCUUCCUAGGGAAUGGAAUAACGCUCGGUGCUCAGCUUUUUCUAUUGGAAUUGCACUUCGAUUCGAUUCUGCAGCAGCCAGUUCAUAGGAAAAGGCGACGCCGGAUGAGAAAACUAGUGGAGACUCAACUAGCUCAAGCCCAGAAGCUGCUGUUCGAGUUUGGCUGGCUGGAGGACUCGGAGGAGACUUCACGCUGUCCAACAGGAGCACGUAUGUACGACCGCUGCGGGAACCCUAAAAUGGCGCAGCAUUACUUCAUCAAAUGCAGAGAGAAGCUCCUUGAAGUCAACGAAGGAGACGACGACAGUGCUGCCUCGUUUCGAGUUGAUUUACCCAAUCAAAAAGCCGAAAACGAGAUCAGUUUGGCCAUUUUGGACGAGAAGAUCUCCGGUCUGCGUUUCUCGGACGUGUGCUCCGAGGCUCGACGUUCGUUCGAAACUGGAGAUCACGAUGGCGUCGUCUCGGUCCUGAUAGGACACUUUUUCCCUUCGAAUCAAGUCCCUCGGAUGAGUGACUUUCUGAACGAAUUCGAGACUGACAGUGACGAACUCCCGCGGGGCGAGAACAGCACAAAGCUGUUCGAAUUGUUGCUAGAGUCGAUUGGCCAAAGCUCCAAGUUCUCGGAUGAAGACACGGUGCUCUUUCUACUGACUUCGCUUUACUAUGUGGUCGAGUUUUUGGACGGAUUGGAAGUCAAGAAAGAGCCCUGUACGACCGAUGACUCGAUAGACGAAGCGUGUGCGAAUGCGCUCGCUGCAAUGGACUUUUUACUGUCGCAUCUAACCCAGAACAACUGCGAACGGAUAGCUACCCGUGACCAUGAGUUGUUGCUGCGUGGACUGUGUGUGAGGUGUCUGAAGCCAUCGAUUUUGCUACGAUUCGACUCGCCAAACGACAUCUUGACGAGGAUACGAAGUGUGUUGGACAUGGAGAAGUCGGCGGAUGACGAGAGAACGCAGCGGAAGGUCGGAGUGGAUGCUAUGGCGCGAUUACUGUACGUCAUCCGGUCGCUAUCGUGUGAGGAAUUCCGGGAUCUGUUCACACUGGUGCCUCAUCCUGUCAAGAGGAAGCAGCCACGUCGUGAUCGCAUCCGGUCGGUUCUUGUGGAGCUGCUGCGCUUCCUGAACAGAGCCUUCCAGGCCGACGACAAGCUCGCGAUGUCGUUUCCACUGCUGAAACGAUCUGCUAUAAUGACCUUGUGCUGCACGUUGAUGAAAGAGGAGGAGGAGACGAUGACACGGAGCGAUGCUAAGACCCCAAAACAGCUUUUCGGCAACGGAGCCAUCUUGUUCGUGCUCCUGUUUGAGAGUUUCUAUCGCCCCGACACGCCUGCGUUGCCUACUCAACUCAUCAAGUUGGUUCAUCUUCUUCACGAAAGACUCGGACAGCGCGGCAUCUGCGGCUUGACGUUCUUUGCUGAGACCUCAGGAGAUUCUUGUAAGAGCGCGUGCUUCCUCGAAACGUGCACAGUGCUGUUGAGCAAGUUUGUCCAGCAGAAAGCAAGUGUUCGUGACACAGCAAAGUCUCCGAUUAAAUCCGACGAUGACAGCGCUGAAGAGGACGAGGAAGAAGCUGCUGAUUGGUUCCAGAACGAGCUUUGUCAGUGCUAUCGUUGCUUGUACGACGUGCAAAUCGUACCCGGGUGUGAAGACCACAAAGCAGGGACCACUUUCACGUCUCUCCAGAGCGCACAACAGUCUGUUCGACACGAGGACGCGCUGCGUUUGGCUCGCUUUGCUGUGCCAAUUCUAUUAGCCACGAAGCCGAAGAAUAAUGGACAGAAGAAAGAGCGACUCAAGCUCCUGUACGCUGUUCGCGACGCCCUCUCCGACUCGAGCUUCGCAGCUCUAUCGGAACACCCUGCUACGGUCUCUCCGCUGUUAGAGACAUAUCUAACCCCACGUGGUCUGCUUCAAGGGAAUGUUUCUCCACCGCUCCCUCUUGAUUUCAGCAGCAUCACAACAACGUCACCAGAUGAAACCUGCUUGGGCCACUUGUGGUACCUCAUGGGGGCGAAUUUCAUCCUCGGACGCGUCAAACGACGAGGAAAUCUAAGCGAGUUGACGGAGAUGGAGCAACAUGUUCGAGAGCGGGUGGAGUUCUUGAUGAAGGACGUUUUGUACUAUCAUCCGGAUCGCAUUGACUCGUGGAUUCGUUUGGGGAAGACCAUGAAGGAACUGUAUCAUGCUGCCACGGAUGCGUUCGCGGCGGUGCUCGGACGGAAGCUCCGGAUCCAGGCCUUCCAGUGGUACACAACCAAGUUCCUCGCCCGUGACUCGUUGGAAAACACUCGAGGACAGACUGAUCUCGACACUUUUUCGUUCCGGAAUGUGGUUUUGGGCUGGGAUUUGUUCAAAAGGAUCAAAGAGUGGCAAGGUAAAGACGCGGACGGACACAAAACUGGCAGCAAAGUCGCGAAGGACUCAACGGAAGAGUCGAAAGAGAGUUCCUUCCAGGACCUAAAUCCUCAAAUCAAGGUCUCUAUUGAAGAGUUUGCCACGACAUAUAUCAUGCAAGUGAUUGAGUUCGCUCGACGCUGUUUCGAGAUGGCUGCACGACUGGCUGAAGAGGCUGUUGAGCACCACAAGACGAAGCUGAAAGAGAAGCGAGACAAGGCUGCAAUGGAAGAAGAGACCGACUUGGACGAAGAGCUGGAAGAUCUGCAGAACAAGAUGAUCGAGUGUAACGAAGAGAGCGGUCUACUGCUGUAUAAUGUGUUGCAGGAGCUCUCGUUGAUGAAGGAGAUGAACGUCGCACUGUUCCCUCGCGACGUGUACUCUCGCUUGGUCACCAAGACGCUCGCGUAUUUCCAAAGAGGAUUGGAAGUCCGCGAGGCCAACGAAGACGCCCAUGAAGAUCUCUUCCGUCUACUGUACAUGAUCGGCAAAACGUUGAAGAAGAGACGAUGGUGCGAGCUACGUCGACACGAUCGGACAGAUCCCGAGGCUUUAACGACUGCAACGGAAAUGGCUGACUGCUUUUCUAAAGCCGAAGCUGCUCGUGAAGAAGGAGACCGAGAACACACUCUCGUCCAUGCGUUUUAUUCCCUUCAAGCGUUGCGGAUAGAUCUCACUAUCAGCGAGUCUCCGUCGACAUCAGCGUUAAGGCUGGUAUGUAGCCAUUUCUACGAAGAAGAAGAAGACGAUGAAGAAGAAAGCGCUGAUUCCACUGGGGAGGACGAGAAGAACAGCCAGACGUCCACCCUCUCUGAUACCGUGGAGGUCAGCAGCUCCAAGACAACAGAAGCCAGCGAGGCCCAAACCUCCAGCUUCACCAGGAAGGAGGAGAUUCUGACGCUGCUGGCGGAUGCUGAACGCGAUGCUACCGUGUGUGAACUACACGUCACUCUGGCGCGAGGCUGGCUUGCUCUAAAUAUCGCCGAGGCUCUCGAGUCCAUUCCAGACGAAGAUCGAUACUUCCAUCCGUCUCGUUAUGUGCUGGCGCGUCUCGUGUACUGGCUGUCAACUUUUUACUCGGCUCUCGAGCAGAGCUCGUACAAGAGCGAUAGUAUUAACGCACUACUCGAAGCUUUACGAGCGCGUCGAAGCGAAGACCAAGUGGUGGGUCCCUCGGACGCCGCAGCUAGAGCGUUGAAGGAGAUGGCCCCCAUCUUCGACAAGAGACGCCCGCAGGUGGUAGCGAUCUGGUUUUCCGAGUAUAUUCCGACCGCCAAGAAGUUCGAAGAGCUGAAUCAACGACAGAUGAAGUACGACUACUACCGACUAAAAUAUUGGCGCUUCUACGUCGCUCUGCUUCGAGAAAACGCGGCGUAUGGGCGACUGAAGGAGGUGGGGGCCUGGGUGCUUGCCUGCAAGGAAGAGCACGACGUGAUUGAUAUCAUGCUCGACGCGCUACUUAAGCAGCUAGCCAAGACGUACACUUACUAUCUGGAAGUGCUGAAUGCGCAGCAACGUCUAAAGCACGUGGUGGACAACUGCGAGUUGUUGUUGGAGAACGCCGAGCUGCCAAUGGUAGCUGUGUUCUUCAUGGGAGUUACCACGUACUCGACCGAGAUGUCGUUAUUGGCGAAGGACGCGAGGAUUCUGGAUGGCGAUUUCAACGCAAACGUUGCAGUUAUCCUGAAUGCUCUACGUCGAGACGAACUGCCUCCUCGUAUCUACGACGCACAGGGCGGCGCAGCGUGGGAAACGUACUUAGAUGCUGCUCGGUCGUUCUGCGAAGACAAGUGGCCAGAACGUUCAGGCAAAGGCAAACCUGCCAAGAAACACGCGCGCCCAAAAGCCGCUGCUCCAGUCACUCCCGCUCCUGUCUCAGCAAGUCCGUCAGUAACGGACUCAGUUCCCAGUAACAUUGCGAGAGGUGUUUCUCGUGCAAUACCUCACUUCCUGUUUUGCCAGCUACGACGGUCCACCAUGCCGCUUAUGCUCUCUCAAGUCCAGCGCAACUCACGCAGCUUGUAUCGCCGUAUUCUUCGCGAGAGCCGCCAGCUAGAACCCGACACGCGUGAGUUCUACCGACGAUAUGCACGAUCCGUUCAGGGCUUUCCUAGCCACGCGGACAACACGAAUCCGACAGCCAUUCAGAAUCACAUUCGCCGCGUGGAGCAGGACAUCCACUGCAUUCAAAGUCAAAAGCUGCCGCCAAAGGCCGCGAUGGGUGUGACGGGUCUGUUGCCGGUGCUCAAGAGCGUCACGGACCAGGUGCACAUAUCCAAGUACACAGGCAAGACUUUGGGCGUGGACGCUUCAGACUGGCUGUACAAGGGCGCGUAUAGCUGCCCCGUGGACCUCGUGCUAGGGAGACCGACAGACGCAUACCUGAACUAUGCCAUCCAGCAUAUCAAACUACUGCAAACGCACAACAUCACGCCCAUAUUGGUGUUUGACGGAGCUCCAUUGCCGUCUAAAGCCCAGGAAAACGCUAAUCGUGGCAGAUCUCGUCGAGACUGGCAACUCAAGGCCGAGAAGCUGCUGCAGGAGAAAAAAGAGGAUCAGGACCCUCGCGCAGUCUUCUCAGCGUGCGCCAGAGCUGUGUCGGUGACCAACGACAUGGUCAUGAGACUCGUCGCUGUGUUGCGACGGAUGAACAUCACAUUCUACGUCGCCCCAUACGAGGCGGACGCUCAGCUGGCGUUUCUAUCGAGGCAGAAGAUCGUGGACGUGGUCAUCUCGCAGGACUCGGACUGCGUGCCGUAUGGGGUCAAGACGGUGCUGUUCAAGCUGAGUCCGGAUGGAUGGGGCAGUGAACUCAAGAGACGAAGUCUGGGCGCCAACGAAGAGCUGUCGCUCGCUGGCUGGACCGAAGAAAUGCUGUGUGUACUCGCUGGAUGCGAUUACUGUGCGUCGGUCAGUGGCGUCGGCAUCAUCACAGCUUACAAGCUCGUGAACACGUACAAGACGCCAGCGGAGCAGCAAAAAGGCUCAGCGGUGUCUGAAGAUUAUCCAGAGCAAUUUUACUCGGCGAUCCUCACAUAUCGCCACCAGCUCGUGUUUGAUCCGCGUGAUGCUAAGCUGAAAAUGUUGAGCCCUCUGGACAUUUCCAAAGACAUUCUGCCACAUGUGGAUAAAGGUCUUCACUUCCUCGGCAACGUGGAGCUUCGAGACGACGUUGUCGCGUCCAUCGCAGCAGGUGAAAUCCAUCCAACAACGCAUGAAAGUUACGUGUGGAAAGACGCAGCUGCCGCUGUGUUACUUGAUGCACAGCAGACAAUUUCCAAGACGAAGACGAGCAGAACGCGGUCCUCUACGUCAUCGGAAAGCAGCGGCAUGCUACUGCCCCAUCGACGAGAUGACCGAAGCACGAACACUCCAGCCGACUCGUCUCAAGAAGAUCCGGUCAACACACGCACAGCGAUGCCACGUCUCCUCUACGAGAAGCCACGACCGUCAUCGCAAUCAUCCUGGACGCACCUUGACAGCGUCUUGGGCUCUUCCGACCACAUCGUCAACUUCCGUAGUCCAAAGGUAAGCGAGAACUUCAAGCCGCUCCCUGCUUUGCACGACCGUCCCAGCUCCAGUAUCAACGCGCAAGAUUUAAAGGAUUUCGUGCGACGUCCUGUACGGGACCACAUUAAGCGUAUCCGCAACCCAGUGAACCGAAGACGAGAUGGCAAAGGCAGCGGCUUUAAAGGAGAAGUUCUAUGCAAGGUCGACCAAGGGCGCAGGUCCAGUCUUGGCGACGUCUCACAAGCAAUCGGCGAUACCGACCGCUUGACGGAUGAAGAGAACGCUCCUCCUCAAGCCAAGCGAUCUAAGCUUUCAGGCUGUCCCUCGUCGACCUCGUCGCUGUCUUCAAGGGUAUCGGAAGCCGGCAGUCAGUCGCAACUCAUCCGUCCAACACCGUUCGGCUGCGGACGACCAUCCAGUCCUACAACCAGCACCCAGUUCAACUGGAAGCUGCCACCUCGACACUCUCAGCGUAGCAUACAGCAAGUGGUAGCUAGACAUUCUCAGAGCAUCUUCGCUAUGUCGGCAGAGGAGAAAUGGGACCGUAUUCUAGGCGGCGAACUCGAAGAUACCGACCACCAGCAGUCGUCAUUCCUACGACAUAAGCGCACUACAUACCUCCUCCUGUGCUACAAGGCCAAGCCUUCGGUGGCCGGUCGAGCUUCGUCGUCUUUGCCGCCUCGUGCCGCUUGCAACGCGAAGAGCCGUCGCCUCCGAAUUGCGUCCUCGUCUGCAAUGCUGAAACUUGGAGAAGACGAGAUGCCGACCCCCAUGACUGCUACGGGGACAGAGCGAAUUACCUCCUUCCGCGGCGUGUGGGGCGCCGCCAUCGACGCCUCCACGACGUCCGAAGCGGUCACGCUGGUAGUCCCGUAA
Molecule: messenger RNA, 8238 nt
Organism: Phytophthora infestans T30-4
Lineage: Eukaryota; Oomycota; Peronosporomycetes; Peronosporales; Peronosporaceae
Product: exonuclease 1, putative
Exons: 13
Coding region: 1-8238 (2745 amino acids)
Molecular function (GO): 5'-flap endonuclease activity; protein binding; DNA binding
Source: RefSeq, a predicted model, not a curated record